This is a messenger RNA of Ipomoea nil (Japanese morning glory), 666 nucleotides long. Its product is annotated as argininosuccinate synthase, chloroplastic-like. The record is from RefSeq and is a predicted model, not a curated record. The coding region runs from base 146 to 430 and encodes 94 amino acids. Lineage: Eukaryota; Viridiplantae; Streptophyta; Magnoliopsida; Solanales; Convolvulaceae. Gene Ontology annotation, molecular function: argininosuccinate synthase activity; ATP binding. Gene Ontology annotation, biological process: urea cycle; L-arginine biosynthetic process. Gene Ontology annotation, cellular component: cytoplasm. The transcript has 3 exons.
UUGUUCAUGAUCAGAUCUAAAAAAUGUUUUCAGUUUCAUCUAAUGAAAGGCCAUUCAUAAAUACAAUUGUUGUAUAUUUCUCUGUAUUUGCUGUCUUAUACUAUAUAUUACUUAUGAUCUACCACACUUUUGGUAAUGUUAGGCAAUGGUUGAUGUUGCUAGAGAAGUUGGAGCUAACGUUGUUUCUCAUGGAUGCACAGGGAAGGGAAAUGACCAGGUUCGCUUUGAGCUUACUUUCUUUGCUCUGAAUCCUGAACUUAGUGUUGUUGCCCCCGGGAGAGAGUGGGACAUUAGGGGAAGAGAAGAUGCUAUUGAAUAUGCAAAGAAACAUAAUGUUCCUGUACCUGUGACAAAGAAGUCCAUCUAUAGUAGAGACAAGAAUCUUUGGCAUCUUAGUCAUGAGGAUCUUGGCAUAAAAGAGAUUGUCUAGUACUCACCUACAGUUAAAUACAUAAUUUCAUCAAAUGUAAAGAUGAGAUAAGAAAUUGCUACUAAUUGAAUAUUUUACCUUUUAAGAAGAAAUUGCGUAGCAAGGUAAAAGACGAUGUCAGAAAUAAUUUCUCAUUUGUAGAACUACCUAUUAUCUUUUAAUUUUUUUCAGAAAAAUUAUGAAUAAUGACAUCCCAUUUUUUGUGCCAUGAACCCAAUAAAUACCAUAUUGUGCCA